UUCGGCGCUUUGCUCUCUGCUAUAAGCCAUGGCCACAGUGACUAUACGAGCUGAGUGUGCGGCCUCCCUAAUGGCUACUGAGAGUGGACUGAUCCAUGUGCAAGGCGACUGAGGGCUUGGAGCGCUGAGCAGUGCCUGGCUGAGAGCUACCCUGAGAGCAGCUCUGGUUGUGCUCAGUCACUUCUGGCUUAGGGAGUGUCACCCAAGUAGCAGUUUCAACACGGGGCGAAGAAAAACAAAAGGGGAGAAAUUGAGCCCCCAAAAAUAUGGCAGAUGGUUUGUUUUGGGGGAGACCUCGCUGGACAGAGCGGGGAGGGGCUGCAAGACUGCUGCUGGGAUGGACCUUUCUAUUAAUCUGCUGUCAGGGAUACGCCGCAACUAGUGAUUGGGAUUCAAAAGCCGAGGCCUGGCUGAAGCUCUAUGGAUAUCUUCCUCAGACCAGUCGUCAAAUGUCCACCAUGCGGUCGUUACAGAUCCUCUCCUCAGCUAUCUCAGAAAUGCAACGAUUCUAUGGAAUCCCAGAGACUGGAGAACUGGACCAUACAACUACAGAAUGGAUGCAGAAACCUCGUUGUGGGGUGCCUGAUCAGUUUGGGACCCGAGUCAAAUCAAAUAUGAGAAGAAAACGCUAUGCUCACACAGGACGCAAAUGGAACCAACAACAUCUCACAUAUAGCAUCCAGAAUUACUCAGAUAAACUGGGAAUGCACAACUCUAUUGAUGCCAUACGAAAAGCCUUUGACGUGUGGUCAAAGGCAACCUCGCUGACUUUCAGAGAAGUGCCCUAUGAAGCAGUGCGCCAGCGUCACUCCAGUGCAGACAUCCUGAUCCUUUUUGCCUCUGGUUUCCAUGGUGACAGUUCCCCAUUUGAUGGCCCUGGUGGCUUUCUGGCACAUGCUUAUUUUCCUGGCCCUGGCAUGGGAGGAGAUGCUCAUUUUGACUCAGAGGAGCCAUGGACUGUAGAAAACAUGGAUCUGGCAGGGAAUCAUCUGUUUCUAGUAGCUGUGCAUGAGCUGGGGCACUCUCUGGGGCUAGAGCACUCAAAUAACCCUUCAGCCAUCAUGGCUCCAUUCUACCAGUGGAUGGAUACUGAAGAUUUCCAGUUGCCUGAGGAUGACAGACGAGGAAUACAACAGUUGUAUGGACCUCCAGUGGAUCAAAUUCCCAGUACCCAGUCUCCCUUACCAACCCCAGGCAAACCUGAAGUGCCUGACAAAAGACCCCCUAAACCACCUCCUAGAGGUAAACCAGAACGGCCUGGUAAUGCACCUCCUCCUCGCAGUCCCUCCAAUCCUGACCAAUACGGACCCAACAUUUGUGAGGGCAACUUUGAUGCUGUCAGUGUUCUUCGAGGAGAGAUGUUUGUGUUUAAGGGUGCCUGGUUUUGGAGGGUACGACACAACCGAGUCCUGGAUAACUACCCCAUGCCAAUUGGUCACUUCUGGCGUGGGCUUCCACCUAACAUAACUGCUGCCUAUGAGCGACAUGAUGGAAAAUUUGUCUUCUUUAAAGGAGAGAAGUACUGGCUGUUCCGUGAGGCCAAUCUGGAAGCUGGUUACCCACAGCCGCUGACCAGCUUCGGAUACGGGAUCCCUUAUGACCGAAUUGAUACAGCCAUAUUUUGGGAACCUACAGGACACACAUACCUCUUCCGAGGAGACAAAUACUGGCGAUUUAACGAGGAAUCCCGUUCUGCAGAUGUUGGUUACCCAAAACCCAUUACAGUCUGGGCUGGUAUCCCUGACACCCCCAAAGGGGCCUUCUUGAGCUCUGACUCAACUUACACCUACUUCUACAAAGGUGCCAAAUACUGGAAGUUUGAUAACCAGCAGCUGAAGACAGAGCCGGGAUACCCUAAAUCCAUUCUGCGAGACUUUAUGGGCUGCCAGGAAGAAGUUUUUCAGGACCCGGAUGUUGUUCCACGAUGGCCAGAUGUUGAACACCCCCCAUUUAAUCCUGAUGUUGAGUCAGAGGAUAAAGAUGACAAAGACAGUGACAGUGCUGGACGGGAGGAUCCAAACACUGGACGUGAUGUGGAUGUUGUGGUCCAUAUUGAUGAGUACACACGGGCUGUUAGUGUUGCCAUGGUAAUUGUGCCACUACUACUACUACUGUGCAUUCUGGGACUUAUUUAUGUCAUUGUGCAGAUGCACCGGAAAGGACCCCCUAAAGCCUUACGAUACUGUAAACGUUCUUUACAGGAAUGGGUCUGAUUUUCUUUUUUUUUUUUUUUUUUAUUGCUGCCAUUUUUACCUCUCACCAUCCACCUAUUUCUUUUGUUCCCACUUUAUUUUUAUAUUCACAACUCAUUUUGUGUGGUGCUAACAUGGGGGAGCUGGGAUAUUUAAUGUUAAUAUUUGUUCAGACCCCUCCUGAGUUUUCAUUCCACUGUUUCUUGACUAUGGGGGCAAAAGAAGAAAUACUGCAUUUUCUGACACUUUAAAGGGUGCUUCAUAUUUCCUGAGGUUAGUUUCCGAUUCAGUGGUCCACCUAUGUGGUGCAGAGGUGAUAGCAAAUUACAUCUGGGAUUUCAUGGUGUAUGCGCAGUGUCUAUAUUCCUGAUGAUGUAACACAUAAACCUCUGCAUUGUUUGGUUAAGCCUUCCAAGGCUGCAUUUCUGUGGGCCAUCCUAAUGUCAAUGCUCACUGGCGGGAAAUGGAUGACCCUGUUAAUUGUAAUUAUUCUGUAGCCCUAGCACUGUAUGGAUACAGUUGAAUGUUUCUCUAGCAUUUAGAAUGUUGAAUAUUUAUGCCAUGCAUUUUGCACUGGAGAUGUCCUAGGGUGGGAGCAGAUCAGCAAAGUGGGGAAUAAACAGGCCUGAAUGGGUACAAAAUAAAAAUAGUAGGGAUGCACCAAAUCCAUGAUUUGGCUUGGGAUUCGGCCAAGAUUCAUCCCUUUUUAGCAGGAUUUGGGCAAAUCCAUGCUUCUGGCCGAACUGAAUCCUUAAACUCAUUUGAUGUCACAUAAAAACGAAAGGUGAAAAUUUGCGCUUCGCACAUAGAUCCUUAAAUGCAAAAUAAGAUUUUGGUUCAGUAUUCGGCCAGAUCUUUCAUGAAGGAUUCAGGGUUCAGCUGGAUCCUAAAAUUGUGUAUUCGAUGCAUCCCUGAAAUAUAGUGAUUCUACCUGCACUCUGGCUGCUCAAAUAAUAUUAAAGGUACCUCAGAACUGGGGAAUCUCUAAGCCUGGCAUGGAAGGGUCGUGUUGCCUUAAUCGCCUAUGAUGAUCCCUGUGCCAUUCACAUGAGAGUCUGGACGGGGAUAUUUUCCUUUGGGUAUUGGAGGAAGAGCGUUGUUCCUGUGGAAUGCCGGUAUUAGUAAGUUAAUAAGGAGUUGCUUUCUUGCACUCUCUGAUAUUUCUCAUAUCGGGCUGUGCCCAUGAAGUCUAUGAACAACGAUCUUAGUUUCUUCAGUGUCUGUACGGUAGAUGUUCACCCAGAUAUUUUAAAAAUGUGUUUGUUGUUUAUUAAAGAUUUUUGUAAUGGUA
Xenopus tropicalis (tropical clawed frog) is the source of this 3483-nucleotide messenger RNA. RefSeq names its product matrix metallopeptidase 15 (gene mmp15). NCBI's taxonomy places the organism in Eukaryota, Metazoa, Chordata, Amphibia, Anura, Pipidae. The record is from RefSeq and is marked provisional. Gene Ontology annotation, biological process: proteolysis. Gene Ontology annotation, molecular function: zinc ion binding; metallopeptidase activity; metalloendopeptidase activity. Gene Ontology annotation, cellular component: extracellular matrix; membrane.